CACACUCCGAUCGGUUUCGUAUGAAGAGGAACAGGGCAAGUGUUUGAUAGUACGCGUGUAAACAUUCAUCGAAACCAGUUGAUCAUCAUUACUGUUCAUCUGAACUAACGUGUUCCUCUAAACUGAACGGUGGAUUAGACUGCGAAUAUGGCCAGAGGUGCAGACAUCAAUAAAGAGCUCUCAGAUGUGCUGAAUGAGAUGUGGAAGUUAGAUGUGAACCGCAUGACACCUGGAAAAGAUUAUAAAAUUAAUCUACAGGGGAAUGCUGGAUAUGUUGCCAAAGGCAGUAAUAACGCAAAGGACAAUGCUAGAGCUCCUCUCUUCUCAUAUGUCAAUGAAGACAAGCUGAAAAGCAUUGAUACGUAUGCCUACUUUAUAAGUCUUUUGGACAAUUAUGAGAUGGCUACAGGAGUGGCUGAGCAGGUGACACAAGAUGAACUUCGUGAGAACGAUCUUUUCCUGGAUGCCAUUUUGAAGACUGAAGUUAUGAAGUGUGCCCACAGAUACCUAGUACGCAAAAGUCUCGCCCAGUCAGACCCAAAGCAGUUUAAGAAGCAGCUAUAUGACAUCUGGUUUAAGUUUUAUAACAGGGGCAAAACUGGAGGUAAUGAUUCCUGUGGGUUUGAACACGUGUUUGUUGGAGAAGUCAAGUUUGGUAAGGAGAUCAUGGGCCUCCAUAACUGGAUCCAGUUCUAUCACCAUGAGAAACUAAAUCAUGUGGACUACAAAGGAUACAAGGCCAGAGAUUACAAGGAUAAGCCUGAUGAAGACGAUUACGUCUUGAACCUACAGUUCAGCUGGAACGGUCUGGUCAAGCCGGAGAGCACUUGUUUCAUUGGCGUCAGCCCAGAGUUCGAGGUGGCGGUUUUUACUAUUGUCUUUCUCCUGUCCAAAGAGCGCUCCACUAAUGUUAAGGUGAAGGUGAAUGAGUAUGUGAUGGAGAUUGUGGUCUGCAGAUACGGGCACUCCAUUGGAACAUCAUACCCCAAAAUGAUCAGCAGCAACAAUCGGGAUCUCUAGAUCUCAUAUAAAGAUCUCAUGGUAUGAGAAAGUCUGCUAACUCUGAUCAAAUUAGUUUGAUUUCUGUAUCAAUAUUUAUGUUUUAGGAUGAAAUUAUCAAAAAUAAUAUCUUUAGAAAUGUUGGAAAGACAGUUGGAUGUGCCAUUAAACCUACAUAGAGAUGUAUUUUUAACAGCUCUUCAGUAUGCAUUUUAUAUAAGAUAAGCUAAGGUUACAAUUAAUUUCAAUGAGUACACACAUUUUCUUUUCUAAAUUUUUAAAAAGAAGUUUAUUUAAAUUAUUCCCUGCAUCUACAAUGGCAUACGGUGACAGUACAUACUGAAUUAGAUAAUUCAGUCAAUCGUUAAAAUGGUACGUUCUACAUGAAUAUGGGUAGUUUGGAUAAAAUUCAAACCAUUAACUUGGAUGAUGUUAAAAAUAAAAGCAGAUUUUUCUUAUGUAUUUAGACUUAAAUAGAGUUACCGCUUUUUUUUAAAUAUGAUGACAACUCUCCUUCUUCGUUGGGUGACUCCUCCUUCAGGAGCUCAUGGGAUAGUAAAGUGUUAAUUGAAUGCACACUGUUGCCUUCGGAGGCAGCAUUUUAAGGCAGGAAGUAAUCAAGGCACGUCUGAAUCCAGCGUUUGGUUUACUUACUGACUCCUGAGAUACCUUCAUCGUCUUGUCCCACAAUUCUAAGCGUGUUUCACAAAUUUAGUGGCAAUAAAGUUAUAUUUUGACUUGUUUUAAGUGCAUUUGUAGCGAGAAUUGAGUAUUUCAGUUUUCAAAUAUGGUAUUAGUUAUUACAAAGGCACUCCCUGUUUAUAUUUCAAACAGAAUUCCAUUACGCUGCCUAUAAAGGCUGUCCGAAUGCGUUUCUGGGAGCUCAUUGCCUCAUGAGGCAGCGAGGCAACAAGUCGGCCGCCUUGGGUUUCGGACGCAGCCUUCAAAAUCUACUGUACGUCUACUGUUUUUUCGAAUACUGUGAAUUUGGUCAUACUGUAAUAUAGUAUGGAAGUACCUGUAGACGAUUUCGGAUGCAGCGAUUUUCUAUAUAAAUUUUGCUGGCUAAAAUCUUGUUAAACAUAAUGGACCAAAUGUAACUGUACGUUACUAAUUAGAAAUAAAAAUCACUCUUGUCUUUAUUUAACAAGGUUAAUAGAGUAAAAAAAUAUUAUAGCUAUGCUUUAGUUGGGUGAUUCUCACGAAAACUUGGUUUUAAAAAUGUCAAGCAUGAAAAUGUAAAAAUUGCAAAACAAAGUCUGGAGUAAAUGGGAACAUUAAUUUAAAAACUUUUACUUAUCAUUUAACACUUUUUGUAACAUAAUUUAAAAAAUUAGUCCUAAAAAAUCUCAUUACCGCAACAGUCAGAAAACAUCAACACUGACAUAUUUUCAAAAUGACAUGACAAACCUGAAAGAACAUUAUUUGGAGAUUCUGCACAUGCAUUUAAAAUCAAAGUAUUAUGCUUCUAUUAAUUAAAUUAACAUUUAAUAAGCAUCUGUUGCGGUAAUGAUAAUCAAAAUGUCGUGUAAGCAUUCUGACAAGACAAUAUUUCAAAUUAACUGUAAAAAAACAAUCUUACCUGGUAGCCAUCUUGAAGUAACUGGUCCAUGUGCUUGGUCACUCAAAAUCAAACUUUAUUAAAAUUCUGUAUGUGUGCGUAAACUGUUCUCAAAAAGUGUUGCGGAGGAUGAGAACAUCAGUCAUGGACACAUCAUUUUCCUAAUUUUUCUUCAUUUUUAUUAUACAUGAAUAUUCAGUAAAUAUUUUUUCUGUCAUCUAAAGUAGUCUAGCAACACAUCCAUUAAUUUUUUUCUUAAUAUUUUUGUGUUAAUUUGAGUAAAUUACAACAUAACGCAUGUUCAAACACAUUGCGGUAAUGAGAAUUUCAUCAGAAAAUGAGAUAAAAUUUACAAUUAUAAAUUCUUAUGUUGAAAUCACACAUUGUGCAAGGUAGAACACAGUAUUGUGUUAAUUCUGAUGCUUUUUAAUGUAACUAUAUUACACAUUUUAAAGCUAAAAUCAUUAGUGCCGUGCUGUUUCAAUGGUUUCGUGAGAAUCACCCAGUUGCUCAUUCAGUUAUUGCAUUUUUAUAUUGCAAAAUAUUUACUUUUUACAAACAGCAUGAAUAUAACUCAAGUCAUUUAAGGUAGCACAAAACUUUACUUCUCUGCUAAAAUACUGUUUAAAGAUUGACACGAUGUGUAACUGAUGUGCCUUGUUUUUGUAUAAAGACUUUUAGCACAAAUAUAAAACUUGUUUUUUAUUCCAGCGCUUACAAAUGCAAAUGCUGAUAUUCUACCAAAUUUUUUAAAAUUGUAUAUUAGUGAUUUAUCAAAUUGUGACAGAAACAAUAUGCAUAUUUAGUCAAAAAUUGCUUUAUUUCAGAAUAUGUUAUAAUACUGGUCAAUAUUUACCAUCUUGGAUAUUUGUAGCUAAUGUGUAAAAGUUUGAUUAAAACAUGUCAUUAAAAGAUUUGAAUGUA
Molecule: messenger RNA, 3484 nt
Organism: Misgurnus anguillicaudatus (oriental weatherfish)
Lineage: Eukaryota; Metazoa; Chordata; Actinopteri; Cypriniformes; Cobitidae
Product: uridylate-specific endoribonuclease C
Molecular function (GO): RNA endonuclease activity
Source: RefSeq, a predicted model, not a curated record